AUGGCUUCCCACGGCAUCCCGAACCCUUUCCCCUACCCAACACCCGCUCACACCCCACCGCACGAAUCAAACAUCCCACUUACCGUCCUGGUGUCCUCGAGAGCCGUCAUCUACGACCAAGACAACAAUUUGAUCGUGUCUCCUGCAACUCUGUCAAUUUCUCCCCAGACGGGAACAAUCCUGUCGAUCCUCCCAACAAUUCUUCCUGCCUCGAGUUUCCCUCCGAAUACGACCUAUAUCGAUCACAGCCCUCAUCUGCUGCUACCAGGUCUGGUCGAUGCACACGUACAUUUGAACGAGCCGGGCAGAACGGAAUGGGAGGGGUUCAAUACUGGGACGAGGGCUGCGGCAUCUGGCGGAGUGACUACGGUCAUUGAUAUGCCAUUGAACGCCAUUCCGCCGACUACAACAGUCUCCGGAUUGCAGGAAAAAAUUAAGGCUGCACAAGGACAAUGCUGGGUUGAUGUUGGGUUUUAUGGAGGGGUGAUUCCUGGCAACGCCCAUGAAUUACUCCCCCUGGUUGAAGCAGGUGUCCGAGGGUUCAAAGGCUUUCUGAUCGAAAGUGGAGUUGACGAAUUCCCCGCUGUUUCCUCCUCAGACGUAGCACUCGCAAUGACAACCCUCGCAAACUCCCCUACAACUCUUAUGUUCCACGCCGAAAUGAUACCCCCGAUCACGGACUCUGUAGGCGACGAUGUGCAAGUCUCUCAGCCGCCACUGUCCCCCUCCGGUCCUCUAACCUCCUACUCCACCUUUCUGUCCUCCCGGCCCCCAGCAUUCGAAACCUACGCCAUCGAAGAAGUCCUCUCCCUCGCACACCUCGCCCCAAACCUCCCGCUACACAUUGUCCAUCUCUCCGCCAUCCAAGCCAUUCCUCUCCUCCGCGAAGCCCGCGAACGCGGAGUAAAGAUAACAGCAGAAACAUGCUUCCACUACUUGGCCCUCACCUCCGAAGACGUAGCCGAUGGCGACACAAGACAUAAAUGUUGCCCCCCAAUUCGAAACAGCAUCAACCGUACCGGUCUCUGGAACGAGCUCUCGCACCCAGAUUCAGUCAUCCGAACCAUCGUCAGCGACCACUCACCCUGUACGCCCGAACUUAAACUCCUCCCUGAACACCUAGGGCAUGGAUGUGGUGCCAGCCAUGCGACAGAGAUCGUCGGCGUAAAUGGCGAGGUCUUAACGAAGGAGGAAGCUGAAGAAAAAGAGAAAGGCGAUUUCUUCGCUAGUUGGGGCGGUAUCUCAUCCGUUGGCCUCGGUCUCCCAAUCUUGUGGACUGAAAUCACCUCUCGCUCCUCCACAGCUAAAACUCCCCUUACAAUUACAGACGUAGUUCGUCUCUGCGCCGUCAACACCUCAAAACAAGUCGGUCUGUCCCAUCGCAAGGGAGCAUUGAGACCUGGCUUGGAUGCAGAUAUAUGCGUCUUUGACGAUCAGGCGGAGUUCACGGUUGGCAGGGAGCAGAUGCUUUUUAGGAAUAAGGUGAGCCCGUAUCAGGGAAAGAAGAUGAAGGGAGUUGUGAAGGAGACGUGGGUUCGAGGGCAGCAGGUGUACGAGAGGGGAGGAGAGAAUGGUGGAUUUGUGGGCAAGGGGGGUGUGCCUGUUGGGAGGUUGUUACAUGAGAGGAGGAAGGUUUAG
This is a messenger RNA of Hyaloscypha bicolor E, 1638 nucleotides long. Its product is annotated as allantoinase. The coding region runs from base 1 to 1638 and encodes 545 amino acids. Gene Ontology annotation, biological process: purine nucleobase catabolic process. Gene Ontology annotation, cellular component: cytoplasm. Gene Ontology annotation, molecular function: allantoinase activity. The record is from RefSeq and is a predicted model, not a curated record. The transcript has 2 exons. Lineage: Eukaryota; Fungi; Ascomycota; Leotiomycetes; Helotiales; Hyaloscyphaceae.